Messenger RNA from Microplitis mediator, 3435 nucleotides. RefSeq names its product MD-2-related lipid-recognition protein-like. Lineage: Eukaryota; Metazoa; Arthropoda; Insecta; Hymenoptera; Braconidae. The transcript has 7 exons. The coding region runs from base 655 to 1125 and encodes 156 amino acids. The record is from RefSeq and is a predicted model, not a curated record.
AAACAACGUUACCACGAACUUCUUAUUGGUUUGUUUCAUUGUUGCUGUUAACUUGUAUUGAAAAACGGAAACUGCCGAAGAAUUUGAAAAAAACUACUGAAAAAUAAUCUGCUGCCACCGGGAUUCGAAACCACGACCUUACGAAUAUGAAGCACAACCACUGCUGCACUGCUACUCGGACGCUUAUGAUCAGUUGGAAAUAUCUUUAUGUAUAACAAUAAUAUCAUGCUGAAGAAUUGAGCUCAUUCGAAGUUACAGAUUAAAAGACAUCGAGGACUUAAAUAACAUAUUACAUUCAGCGGCAAGUGCAACAUCAAAAGAACUGAGGCUUUGGAAGCUCAAACUACUGUUUUAAUUUUGACUCGGGCCCGUUUUAGAUACUCAUUAUAUACUCGUUCAUUAUAUCUUUAAAUAUAUCCCUGGUUACAAAUACUGAUUGAAAAGAAUUGAGAAGCGGCCACUCCAUGCAAACUGUAUAUCUAUAUAUACAAACAAAAGAAUUGAAAUUAUUGAAAAGAAUUCGAAUUUCAUCAUUUAUAAUUCUUUUCAAUCAGUAUUUUUAACCAGGGAUAUAUAAGUAUCCGAGCUUUAGUUUAAACUUAUCAUUACAUUUUAUUCCGUUUAUUUCGAUUCGAGCAGUCACGACGUUACGACAUGAUGAAGUACUUUGCAAUUCUUAUCGUACUUGGCUCUAUUGGAUUUUCUACUUCUAAAGUGGUACCAUUUUUUAAUUGCUCAUAUCCUGAAGGGACCGAGAUAAGCUGUAAAGUACACGAAGUACGCAUUAAUCCUUGCAAGAUAAUCCCUCAUCAAGCAAACGCAUGUUCCAUUACGCGGGGACAAAACGCCAGCAUGGAAUUCGAUUACACAGCAAACUUCGAGGGAAACAGUUUGGAAAGUUGCGCUUACUAUAAUAAUGACGGGCGCGAUUUUGCUUAUCCUUUGAGAACUAACGCCUGCACGAGCACCGUUUGUCCUGUUCAACCAGGACAAAAGCAAACUUACAAUAUUACUCUUUUUGUCUCACCGGAAUUUUCAGCUAGACUCUAUAGAGUUAAAUGGAAGUUAUGGAAUCCUCAGCAACAGGAAUGCUGCUUCAUGUUCCAUAUUAAGUUACCGUCAUAAAAUUUUUUUUUAUUAAAUAUCGCACUGGUUUAAAUAAUUAUUGUUUAAUUUGUCCAUUUCUACGCCGAAAAAAAAAUAAUUUCUCGGCGCCAAAAAUAUUUGACAUUAGAAAUUGAAGAAAAAAAUUUUCUUAAGACUAAAAAAAAUUUAUUGGCACAAGAAUAUUGUUUUUUAUCAUUCAUGCGAUAUAAGUGCUAUAUUAGCGCACGCACUUUUGUUCGCCAAAUAGCUGUUUGCCCAUUCAACUGUUUCCACGACAUUUUUGUGCGUUAUACGAUUAUCUGCGUGCGACAAGUAAAUUUGAGUGCGACAAGGAAACUUCUAUAGAACUCAUUCAUUUUUAUAAAAUCACUAUGGGAAUUUAUGAGCAUCUAUUGGAUUCUAUGAGAUUUUCUAAACAGGGGAAGUACAGAACAUUAUAAUCUGAAAUGAGAAUUUUAACCUUCUUGCUCUCAUGUAGAUUUUAGUGACUUAAAUUCUUUUUUUAAAUUUGACGGUUCUGAAUCCUAUUCGUUAUCAUAAUUUGACAAAAUUUUGUUAUGGAAUCAUUUCGGAUGAAACAAAACUAAACUGCAUAGAUAACAAACUGAGCAAUUACAACAUCGAACAAAUAAAAUCAAUUAUGAUAAAGAAUGUGGAAAAAUCCUCAGUAAAGUUAAUUAAAAAAAAAAAAUAAUAAGAAUGAUCAUAUUGUCGAUUUUAAUUUGUUAAUUACAGGUUUCUUUAUCGUGUUCACUUAACUUGUUAUCGUGACGACUUGUGGGUAGAAUGUUUUUGAUAUCACUUUUAAAAUAUGGCUUAAGAAUGUGGCUCAGAAAAUGACAAAUAAAACAACUGUUACUUAUAUAAUUGCCGAAAAAGAUGUUAAGCUCUGAACAAAAAUAAUUUGAUCAAUUACAUCAUGAAAAAAACAAUAACAAUCAUUUCAUACCUUCUAGCCUUUGUAGGAUUACAAGAGAAGAUUUAUUUUUAAUGUCACAUUUGAAGUUACAAAAAAAAAAAAGAGUAUACUAUAAAUAUAAGAAUUUUUAUUGUGUAGAUUCAAGAGAAAAAAAAAAAUAUUUACUUUAUAAAACUGUAAAUUUUAUAAAACUAGUAAUUAUUUAUUUUAAGUAUGAAUUUCGAAAAAAAAAAAAAUAAGCAUUUUUGUAUAUAAUGAUUAUAUUUCAUAUGUAAGCAUCUUCAGAGUAUAGAUUCAAGCAAAAGAAAUGAUUUUACUAUACGAAACUGUAAUAAUAAGAUUUCUUUGCCUCAGGAAAUGUAAUUUGAAGAAUAUGUAAAAAAAUGAUAGUGUGAGAUUGUAAUUUUUAGAACAAAACUGAAAACUAUAAGAUCUGGUAUAUAAUAUGAUAUAUAAUAAAAAUAUAAUUUUUACAGUUUCUGAGUCACAGUGCUUUACUACGAAACGAAACUGUAAUAAAUACUCAGAUAUGAGUUCAAUUUUUCAAUUGCUCUUUUUUCCGUGCAAUGACUUUGAAAAAUCUACGUCCUGAUUUCUAUUUCAAAUUGAAUUACAAUAAUUUUGAAUAUCUGCAGUAACAUUUAUUGAAAACGACAUAUGAAAAAUCAUAUCGUUGAUAUUAAUUAGUUAAUUACAUUAUUUUUUUCGUUCUUCGUUGUAUUUGUUACGAUUAUGAUAAAACGUUCUUAAUAUUACUUACAAAAUAAUGUCAUUAAGAUGAUAAAAAAUAAAAAAACUUCGUAGUUUCAUACGUGUCAGUAGAACUGUGGUCAAACCAAAAAAUAUUGGAGGUAUAUAAUGACUGUCACGAUGUAAUAAAAUUCAGUUCCUUGAAAAUAAAUAUCAAACAACGUCAUUACCAUGAAUUCCUUAUUGGUUUGUUUCAUUAUUGCUGUUAGCUUGGCUCACCAGGCAUUAACUGCAUCAGUUCCGGCAAAUCCUGAUACCAGUAAACCAAAUCCUGGAUCUGAUGUGGUUGCACAAGGAGUACCCAAGUUAUCUGAACGAGCGGGAUCAUUUAAAAAUCGUUUUGAUGAUAUCCGAGAAAGGAGCAAGGGUCUAGCUGCCAAGACGAGAAAGAAUAUUAAGAAUGAAACUAAUACUGUUGUACGCAGUGCCCGAGACGAAGAAUUCAACUCUCUCAGUCUCUCUGAGGGUUUAAUUCGUAGUGGUGGCGGCAUGUACAUACGUAAAUCGUAGAGACACGAUCUCUACGGAUCUCUCUCAGGAAGAGACUUCCGAAAACUGUUUUGAAGUAAUAGAAGUCUCCGAAUCAUUUUCUCUGCAAUAUUUUUGUUGAAUUGUUUUUUUAAUUUUUUUGUUGCUCUGUCAAUAAUGUUCCCAUCUUU